UUUUGCACCAUCGACGUCCAUCAGAAAUGUCUUCCUUAUACUGGCCACUGUUGUUCCUCGGAAUUGUGGUUCUCACUAGUCCAGCUUUUGCUGAAUUCCGCAAGCCACUAGCUCCUCUUUACAAGCCACCUACACCUGUUCACACGCCUCCUAAAGUAGAGAAGCCAAAACCACCAAUUCUACCUCCUAGAAUAGUGAGACCACCACCACCAAAGGUCAAGCCACUUCCUCCUAUAGUAGUGAGACCACCACCACUGCACAAGCCACCACCUCCAUAUGGACACUACCCAGGACACCCUCCAUUGGAAAAUGAGGAAAUCCCUUACAAGCCGCCCCAAAAAGUGACACCUCCUCCGAGUCCGAAACCAUAUAAGAAGCCACCUCCCCCACACUACAAGCCACCACACAAGCCCCCAUCACCGUUCUAAGUUAUUUUAUAUCAAAAGAGUUUAUGUAUUGUAUGAUAGAAAUAAGGGCAGUUUCCAGCUCAUGUUAUACAUCCAGAGCGAAUUAAUGGAGUACUACUUGUUCUAGCUAGUGAGAAAAGCCCAUGCCGUUUCUCGGACUUUGACACUAGUUUAUCCUUCUUAAUUCCUCUAAUGUAAUGCAGUACUGUUAAGUGUCA
Molecule: messenger RNA, 625 nt
Organism: Quercus robur (English oak)
Lineage: Eukaryota; Viridiplantae; Streptophyta; Magnoliopsida; Fagales; Fagaceae
Product: proline-rich extensin-like protein EPR1
Exons: 2
Coding region: 27-428 (133 amino acids)
Source: RefSeq, a predicted model, not a curated record